Onychostoma macrolepis is the source of this 594-nucleotide messenger RNA. RefSeq names its product ribosomal protein L22-like 1 (gene rpl22l1). The coding region runs from base 15 to 461 and encodes 148 amino acids. Gene Ontology annotation, cellular component: ribosome. Gene Ontology annotation, biological process: cytoplasmic translation. Gene Ontology annotation, molecular function: structural constituent of ribosome; RNA binding. The transcript has 4 exons. The record is from RefSeq and is a predicted model, not a curated record. NCBI's taxonomy places the organism in Eukaryota, Metazoa, Chordata, Actinopteri, Cypriniformes, Cyprinidae.
CGGCAGCCAAUCAAAUGCGAGAAAAUUUUGUGAACUCUUGCGCGGACUUACGCCACUUCCUCUUUCAAGCCAACCUCACCAAGAUGGCACCGAAAAGGCAGACUUUUGUGAAAAAGAAUAAAAAGGGCGCUGCCUGGAAGUUCACCCUUGAUUGUACUCACCCUGUGGAGGAUGGGAUCCUUGACUCUGCCAACUUUGAAACCUUUCUGAAAGAGAAGGUGAAGGUUAAUGGCAAAACAGGCAACUUGGGAAAUGUAGUGCAAAUUGUGCGUCAGAAGAACAAAAUCAGCGUCACAUCAGAGAAGCAGUUCUCUAAAAGGUAUCUUAAGUACCUCACAAAGAAGUACCUGAAGAAGAACAACCUGCGAGACUGGCUGAGGGUGGUGGCGUCAGAUAAGGAAAGCUACGAGCUGCGCUACUUCCAGAUCAGUCAAGAUGAUGAGUCCGAUGCUGAUGAAUGAAAGCUCUGUCUUGAAAUAUGUUUGAGUGUAUCGAGGUCCUGUUUGAGCUGUCACAUCUUCAAAUGCAGGGCUGUACGUUUUUAUAUCUGCUUGUAAAUAAAAUGAUACACACAGAAAUUGAGUGUCAUGUUUU